Messenger RNA from Brassicogethes aeneus, 2790 nucleotides. The record is from the annotation of a GenBank genome assembly. Lineage: Eukaryota; Metazoa; Arthropoda; Insecta; Coleoptera; Nitidulidae.
AUGGAGGACCACCGAUGGAGAAACCCGAAACCUUGCGAACUUUGCACGAAUUUAAGCACAAUUUCCAAGAUACACCGACCAUUGGCUAGUUUUAUAAAAAUCAUAGAAUAUUUAUAUACCAUGGAAAAAGAAAAGAGGCAUUCCCUAUUCCGAGACGUAAGAUUCGCUAUCAAUGCGUGCAGAGUAGAUAAAAAUAAAAAAAGAGAAGUUACGUAUUAUAGAGGUAUUCUGCAGCACAAGCACUUAUUAAAUAAUGAAUUGAGGAAACUCUACCCAGCACAGCUACAGCUACUAAAGAGGGAUGAUGAGGAUGAAGAUGUUCAAGAAGAAAAUAUUAUUAUGCCAGAGCCAGAGAAGAAAACAGAGAAGAGGUGUUCCGAGAGGAAGAAGACAACAACAAGUGUCAUUUUAGAGGAAAAGCAAAGGAUGCUAGAGGAGGCUGUUAAGGGAAGGGACGGGAAGGAAUAUCUAAAUCUAAAGAUUUGCAAUUUUGAAGGAAAAGGCCGAGGCGUGAUCGCGACCAAAGACAUAAAUAAAGGCGAUUACGUAGUGGAGUACAUUGGCGAACUUAUAGAAAGCCGGGUUAAGGCCAAAGAACGCGAGGAAAAGUACGCUCAGGAGCAAAAAAUCAUCGGCUGUUACAUGUACUACUUUAAGCAUAACGAAAAACAGUACUGUAUCGAUGCUACGGCAGAAUCCGGCAAAUUUGGCCGUCUCAUUAAUCAUUCACGUCGUUCCGGCAAUCUUGUCGCAAAAACGUUAAUAAUUAAUGAUGAUGAUGAUAACAACAAAAACAAACCACGUUUAGUGUUUUUGGCCAAAGAAGACAUCAAAGAGGGCCAAGAGAUUCUUUACGAUUACGGUGACAGAUCGAAGGAGACCUUGAAACACAAUCCAUGGUUAAAAUUGACUGCCUGCGAUAUGGACAGAAAAACUCAAGAAGACGCUACGAUAAUCCGCUUUGCUUCACGUAACGAUUUCUUACACUUGUGCAGCUCACCCAUAGCGUGGGCUAUAGCAACAAAGUACGUUAAAGAAGCGGAGCCGCUCGCCAAAACUCAUCCGAAAACAAUAUUGUAUAGGCUUAAAAAACUGUGCAAGGAUAUGAAGGAAGUAAAGAAGGUCGUCGACUACAAUACUGCCCGACGUCUCGUCCUUGCAGUUUUGAAUCCGUCGCGGAGGACAAAGAAAAAGCGUACGCCCAUUAACACACUAAGAUCGGUGAGAACUCCUCGGGAACUUUUGCUACGCCGUCUCUGGUUUUACUUUGGACGAAUACAAAGCCCUUGUCGCUACAUCUUCGUCGGUAGCGGCGGCGGCGGCGGCGGCGGCGGCGGCGGCGGCGGCGGCGGCGGCGGCGGUCGCAACGCAAGUCAUACCACCACCGUAAAUCGACGAGUUUUGAUUCUUCUUCACCUCAUGGACAUGGACAACGAGACGACGACGACGAAGAAGAAAACGCGACGACGACUGGGUUUGAGCAACGACGACGACGACGACGCAGGUGAUAUCAACGACGUCCCGGAUUCUUCUUCACCUCAUGGACAUGGACAACGAGACGACGACGACGAAGAAGAAGAAAACGCGACGACGACUGGGUUUGAGUCGAAUAUCGACGACGACGACGGCGGCGGCGAUAUUUCUCUUGUUCUAAAUUUAAAUGUUUCAGGCAACGACGACGACGACGACGCAGGUGAUAUCAACGACGUCCCGGAUUCUUCUUCACCUCAUGGACAUGGACAACGAGACGACGACGACGAAGAAGAAAACGCGACGACGACUGGGUUUGAGUCGAAUAUCGACGACGACGACGGCGGCGGCGAUAUUUCUCUUGUUCUAAAUUUAAAUGUUUCAGGCAACGACGACGACGACGACGCAGGUGAUAUCAACGACGUCCCGGAUUCUUCUUCACCUCAUGGACAUGGACAACGAGACGACGACGACGAAGAAGAAAACGCGACGACGACUGGGUUUGAGUCGAAUAUCGACGACGACGACGGCGGCGGCGAUAUUUCUCUUGUUCUAAAUUUAAAUGUUUCAGGCAACGACGACGACGACGACGCAGGUGAUAUCAACGACGUCCCGGAUUUUUCUUCACCUUAUGGAUAUGGACAACGAGACGACGACGAAGAAGAAAACGCGACGACAGGGUUUGAGUCGGAUAUCGACGACGACGACGGCGGCGGUAGUUGUCUUUUUCAAAAUUUUAAUGUUUCAGGCAACGACGAAGACGAAGUCGCGACUGAGUUUGAGCCGGAUAACGACGACGACGACGACGACAACAAAGACGACGACGACAAAGUCGCAGGUUAUACCAACGACGUCCCGACGUCGUCGUCGUCGUCGUCGUCAUCGGAUGAUGGUAGUUCUCGAGAUAAUAUUUCAACGAAACGUAAAGCCUCCUCACGCGACGAUGCUCAUAGUUCUUCUGAUGAAGAUGAUGAUGAUGAUGGUCCUCCAAGGAAGCAUAGAGCUCAACAACAACAGCAGCAGCAGCAGCAGCAGCAGCAAAAUCAGAAGUGGCACGACUUUGAACUGGACGCGGUUUUUAGGCGACUGAUUUUUUUGAUGGACAAUCCUCGAGAAGACGACAUUUCAUGGAAGACUAGAAAGUUUUCUUCCAAUUUGGUGACCCAUUUGAGGGAGAUCAUUCUUCCAUGUAGGACGGGCGAAGGACUUAGAUCGAAACUUUACGCUAUUUUUACAAACACCAACAAAAAACAAAUUUUAAUUAACCGCGACUUUUUAACCAAUAGAAUCGACGAGUUAAUUAAAAUGUAUCGAUCAUAA